AUCAAUUUGAAAAAAAUGGCUUCUAAUGAAACAACAGAAGGCCAAGUUCCUAUAGAAGAAAGUGAUCAGUUGAUUAUAAAACCUUUAGGUUCUGGUCAAGAAGUAGGUCGAUCAUGUCACAUACUGGAAUUCAAAGGAAAGAAAAUUAUGUUGGACUGUGGUAUUCACCCAGGACUACAUGGAGUUGCCUCCCUUCCAUACCUAGAUUGUGUAGAUGUUGAAGACAUAGACUUAUUGCUGAUCAGUCACUUUCAUUUAGAUCAUUGUGGAGCAUUGCCAUAUUUCCUAGAGAAAACAGCAUUCAAAGGAAGAUGUUUCAUGACCCAUGCUUCAAAAGCUAUUUAUAGAUGGCUGUUGUCAGAUUACGUCAAAGUCAGUAAUAUAUCCACAGAAUAUCAGCUAUAUGCAGAUAGUGAUAUAGAGAAAAGUAUGGACAAAAUUGAGACUUUGAAUUUUCAUCAGGAAGUAGAGGUUAAUGGAAUUAAAUUUUGGUGCUACACAGCAGGACAUGUUCUUGGAGCUGCCAUGUUUAUGAUAGAAAUAGCUGGUGUCAAGGUUUUAUACACAGGUGAUUUCUCCAGACAAGAAGACAGACAUUUAAUGCAAGCAGAAAUACCAAAUGUUCACCCAGAUAUAUUGAUUGUUGAAGCUACAUAUGGCACACACAUUCAUGAGAAGAGGGAAGACAGGGAAGCAAGAUUUACUGGACUGGUCCAUGAUAUAGUCAGUAGGGGUGGAAGGUGUCUCAUUCCAGUAUUUGCACUUGGAAGAGCUCAGGAACUUUUACUGAUUCUAGAUGAAUACUGGAGUAAUCACCCUGAAUUACAUGAUAUUCCUAUAUACUAUGCUUCAUCCCUGGCUAAGAAAUGUAUGACAGUCUAUCAGACUUAUAUCAAUGCCAUGAACGAUAAAAUCAAACGACAGAUCAGCAUCAGCAACCCAUUUGUCUUCAAACAUAUAUCUAAUUUAAAGAGCAUGGAACAUUUUGAAGAUAUUGGACCUUCAGUUGUACUGGCUAGCCCAGGUAUGAUGCAGAGUGGACUUUCCAGGGAACUGUUUGAGAAUUGGUGUACAGAUAAAAGAAAUGGCUGUAUAAUUGCUGGUUAUUGCGUAGAGGGUACAUUAGCAAAGCACAUCUUAUCAGAACCAGAGGAUAUUGUAACUAUGGCUGGUGCCAGGCUACCCUUGAAAUGUUCUGUAGAUUAUAUCUCAUUCUCAGCUCAUACAGAUUAUCAACAGACUAGUGAAUUCAUCAGAAUACUCAAACCAACACAUAUAGUUCUUGUCCAUGGAGAACAGAAUGAAAUGUCCAGAUUAAAGGCAGCUUUAGUUAGAGAGUAUGAAGAUGACACUGAAUAUCAACCAUUUGUACAUAAUCCUCGUAAUACAGUGUCUGUAGAAUUAAACUUUAGAGGAGAAAAAAUGGCGAAGGUUGUAGGUAAAUUGGCAGCAGACCGUACAAAUGUACAGAAUAAGAAAAUAUCUGGUAUCUUAUUAAAGAGGAACUUCAACUAUCAUAUAUUGGAUCCAUCAGAUUUGUCUAAUUAUACUGAUCUAGCCAUGAGUACUGUGACACAAAGAAUCAGUAUAGGUUUUACUGGUACCCUACCUCUAUUACGUUAUUACCUGAAGCAGUUAUCUGGUGAUGUAGAGCAGUUUGAAGUCUCUGGUAAACCAGCUCUAAAAGUCUUCAAAUGUAUAACAGUUGUUAUUGAAGCAAGAAUGGCUGUGAUAGAAUGGAUGGCUAAUCCAGUAGCAGAUAUGUAUGCAGAUGCUGUAAUGACAGUUGUACUCAGAGCAGAAUCAGAUCCUAUGCCACAAAGAAAUGUACCACCAGCUUUGUUGGUAGAUAAAAGUCAUGUACAGGAAUGUUUACUAGAAAUGUUAAAUGAUAUGUUUGGUUCUAAUUCCAUCAGUAAGCUCAUCAGGAACGAUAGAAUGACAGUUACAGUAGAUGAUAAGACAGCUGUAAUUAAUGUAGACACAUUGGAUGUGGCCUGUGAGGAUGAGACAUUACAACAAGUUUUACAAACAGCUGUAUCCAAACUAUUUUUAGCUCUGUCGCCACUCAAAGCCAAUACACAGUAUCUGUGACAGUGGCAAAUGUCAAGGACAUAAUUAUAUGGGAAUUAAGGUCAUAGAAUAAAGAAUCAUGGAAAAAUGUUAACCUCAGAAAUAUAGGAUUUUAGUCUUGGAACUAAGCUAUUUUGAUCAUGAGAGUAAAAUGCAGCAAGGCUGUAGCCAACUUAGUCUCUUAAGAAACUGUUGAGUUAACCGUGUUUCUUCCAUCAGAAAACGCAUUGAAAUAUGAAUUUGUAAAAAGUAUCAAAAAGGCACCAUUCAAGUUGCAGCUAUUUUUUUGUUAAUGAUUUGUAUCAUUGUUGUAUAAUGUACUUUGUUAUAAAAUAAAGAUCUGCAAAAUUGUUA
Molecule: messenger RNA, 2427 nt
Organism: Mytilus californianus (California mussel)
Lineage: Eukaryota; Metazoa; Mollusca; Bivalvia; Mytilida; Mytilidae
Product: cleavage and polyadenylation specificity factor subunit 3-like
Exons: 17
Coding region: 16-2094 (692 amino acids)
Biological process (GO): mRNA 3'-end processing by stem-loop binding and cleavage
Cellular component (GO): mRNA cleavage and polyadenylation specificity factor complex
Molecular function (GO): 5'-3' exonuclease activity; RNA endonuclease activity; RNA binding
Source: RefSeq, a predicted model, not a curated record